Messenger RNA from Plasmodium fragile, 837 nucleotides. RefSeq lists its product as uncharacterized. NCBI's taxonomy places the organism in Eukaryota, Apicomplexa, Aconoidasida, Haemosporida, Plasmodiidae. The transcript has a single exon. The record is from RefSeq and is a predicted model, not a curated record. Bases 1 to 837 code for a protein of 278 amino acids.
AUGGAAGAGGACACCAGGAAGAAGCAGGCCAAGGCGAGCCUACAAAUAAGGCUAGCGCCGAUGCAAGAACUCAAGGCACUUGCGAUGGAGGAAUACAAGGAAUACCUCAAGUUGGUGAAAAAUGCAGAAUGCCAACAAAAAAAGUUGCACACAAAUUGGGACAAAUUUCACCUUUUUUAUGAACAAAAUGGAUUGGACACAUUUGGGCAUAACGCACACAGGAAUAAAAAAAAAAAAAAAAAGAAACAGGGGAGGACAAACAAAAAAAACGAACAGGAUAAAAAAAAAACUCAACCCAACCAUUCCUCACAAUCUACUCACUGCGCAAAUUACGAGAAUUACCAAUCCAUAGAAGACGAUUUAAAAAUAAUUAAACAGAAAGAAAGGAAAAGCAGCUGCUACUAUUUCAAAGCAUAUAACAACAAUGACAAUAAUAAAAAUUUCAUCCUACACAUUUUAAAAGAUAUUCCUCUCGCGGUGGAAAUGUACAUAAAUAUUAAAAUCGAAACAAUUAAUAAAAUAAAAAAUAAUGUACUCACAGAUAUUGACCGUUUUUGCAAAAACAGAAUGGAAAAAAUUCUCCUUCUCAUCCUCCUGUGUGAAGUCAAAUUAAACAAUCUUUGCAUUCGCCAAAAGGAUAUUAGCCAUGCAGAAAAUAAUGUGGACAUUCCCUUAACAGGAAAUAUAAUUCGUCUUUGUCAUAGCAUUAUAGAAGAGGUCACCAAAAAGUUAAUUCCUUUUUUUUUUUCCUUCAACAUAUUUUGCCCUCCCGAUUAUUUUAAUUACCGCUUUGAACACUUCCAUGCAAUUGUAGAAGGUAUCAUGCCCAUUGCCUGA